Messenger RNA from Lampris incognitus (smalleye Pacific opah), 1801 nucleotides. It is a transcript of the gene snapc1b, whose product is annotated as small nuclear RNA activating complex, polypeptide 1b. The transcript is spliced from 10 exons. Gene Ontology annotation, molecular function: sequence-specific DNA binding. Bases 131 to 1174 code for a protein of 347 amino acids. The record is from RefSeq and is a predicted model, not a curated record. NCBI's taxonomy places the organism in Eukaryota, Metazoa, Chordata, Actinopteri, Lampriformes, Lampridae. Gene Ontology annotation, cellular component: snRNA-activating protein complex. Gene Ontology annotation, biological process: snRNA transcription by RNA polymerase II; snRNA transcription by RNA polymerase III.
AGUCAAGCAACUAUAUCGACGUGCAGGUAGCUCAUGUCAAACCUUCCCAUUUUAUUUUCUAAAAGAAAAAAGAUAUUCGUGUACAGCUGUGUUAACCGACGGACAAUCAAGCAAGACACAGGUAUAAGCGAUGGAAUCCUGUAAACGGCAAGUAAAAGAGGACUGCGAAGAGCUGCUCAGUCGUUUUCAACGUACAGAUUCUGUUCGCUUUGAAAUUUUCUCCAGAAUCUGGAGGGAGAUGAAGUUCUCGGAUAUUUUCCUUGGCACACAGUCGGACAGAGAAAAGAGAGAAUUCAGCCGUCAGAUUUUCGCCACAGCCUACCCCUUCUUAAUGCCGCCUUUCACCUUUCAGAUCCGAGUCGGAGGGUUGUAUUUACUCUACGGACUGUACCAUCACCAGCUCUCCACACCAAAGGAACAGAUCAGUCUAGCCCUAAAGGAUUGGGAAGACUUGAAGAAGUUUGAGCGCGACGCUGCUGAUGCGCAGCACGUUGAUGCAGUGUACAUCCUCAGGCACCUGUUUCUACAGAAAGCCUUCUAUUUCUCUGCUAUGCCAAUCCCGCUGACAUACCAUGUGAAGAGGAAGCCUGAGAGGAAGAUGAUGCUUGAGGACUUUAUUGAGAAGGCAUCCCGUCCACAGGAGCUGGUCAGCUUGGACCUGAUGGAGGAACUUUCCAAUGUUCACGAAGAGUACAAACGGCUCAAGGCCGUCAUCUCAUCUGCUCCGGACAAGCUAGAGCCAUCCCUCAGCCUAGUCAAGAAGGACUUGGUGCCUAUGCUACGCAGUGUUGUACUGGAUUUUUCCAAGUGGCAGAAACAACGGGAUCCUCCAAUUGUUAAGGAUGAAGACAGCGGUGAAGGAACAUCCACUCAGAUUGAAUGUUCCAGGAGAUCUGAACUUCUGGCAUCCAUCAAAUCAAGAUCCUAUGGCCAGGCAAUUGAGGUGUCCAGGUCCCGGCGUCAUCGUGUGGUAGAGAUGGAGUUGAUCAGCAACGACACCAACAUGGCAACGCAAAGGAAAAAACACGAGUCACUCAAAGAAAGAACCUUUAAGAACGUGAAGAUCAGAGGUGAAAUGGUGAGUGAAACCUUGAAGACCACGAAAAUCUGGCAAAUAAGCAACCCUGUCACAGAACAGGAAGAUUCACCAGAAAAGGACAGGACGUUCAAGUGAUGAUUUCAUUGGGAGUGACGAAGAGGGUUUGGAGACAAUGGGCGGAUGAUCCGCUGGGGCAACCCCUAAUGGGAUCAGCCAAAAGUAGUAGUAGUAGUUCAAGUGAUGAUGAACACAGAAGACCCGACUUGGUCUACAGUUUGGGCAAUCUGUGUCCAACAUGCUCCCUCACUGUGACGGAGACUUGCCAUCGAUACAGUAUUAGUUCAUAUCUCCAAAUAUUCACUAUGUCUCCACUGUACUUCUUUUAAGAGUAUAUUUGUAAUUUUGCAAAUGUCACAUUUUAUAAUUUUAUUCAUUUGAAUUGGUGUUGAAACAAGUUGCACGACUUGUUUGCAGGAGAAUGCAGGAGAUUUGUGUUUCUCAUGCUGGAGAUUUGCAAAAAAGAAUGUAAAAAAUUGAGAGGUUUUUGUAUAUUCAAGAUAUUUUUAAUAGCUUUUUAUACAACGCAUUUAAGAACAACUAAAGUUGUCCAUUGUAAUUUAAAAAAUGUAUCUAGAUGCAAUGUUGUUUUAUUAACCAUCCAUCCAUCCAUUAUCUGAACCGCUUAUCCUGUUCUCAGGGUCACGGGGAUGCUGGAGCCUAUCCCAGCAGUCAUUGAGCGGCCGCCAGGCCAUCAUAGGGCAC